Closterium sp. Yama58-4 is the source of this 1314-nucleotide messenger RNA. The record is from the annotation of a GenBank genome assembly. Lineage: Eukaryota; Viridiplantae; Streptophyta; Zygnematophyceae; Desmidiales; Closteriaceae.
AUGGCAGCAAGUAACGCCGACUUGGCGAUUCUUGAGGUGAAACUGAAGAACUGCCAGCAGAGCAGGAAGCAAGAAGACGAUGAGUUAACUCAGGUUGUGGAACAAGCCCUGCUCCAGCUGCGCUGCCAGUCAACUGAAAUUGGGCUGCUGCGCGAGACGUUGGCUGCCCUGCGUGCAGUGAAUGUCGAAUUGGUCACACGAAUGAAGGGGUUUCAGCUCAUGGAAGCUAGGCUGAGUGAGCAUGAGCAACUGGAGAGAAGGGUUAGAGCGUGUGAGAUGCUGGAGGAGAUUAGGUCCAAAGAGUAUGAGAAAUUGGAUAUUAGGGUCAGGGAUUAUGAGAAACUGGAGAUUAGGGUCAGGGAUUAUGAGAAACUGGAGAUUAGGGUUAAGGAAUAUGAGGAAAUGGAGAGGAGGUUUCAGGAGUAUGAGAAACUUGAGAGUAGGGUCAGGGAUUAUGAGAAACUGGAGAUUAGGGUUAGAGAGUAUGAGAAUAUGGAGAGGAAGGUUCAUGAGUAUGAGAAACUUGAGAGUAGGAGUCGACGACAGCAUGAGGAACUGGAGGCAUGGAGGAAAGAAUCGGACCACUGGGAAGCGAAAAUGAGGAUGUGGAAGGAUAAAGCUGAGAAACUCGAGGCAGAGGCGAAAGAAUCAGCCAGCUUCUGGAAAGCGAGAGUGAGAGAGUUGAAACGCGAGGUAGAGUAUCUGGAGAAAAAGAUUCAGGAAGCUGCGCCUUCGGAGAUGCGCAUCAAGAAUCUGAAGAAAGACCUGGAGGAGAUGACGCAGCAGCGGAACAGGUAUAGCCAGCAGCUGAGGAACACCCAGGAGCACAGGGGGAAGCUGCAGCAACAAAUGAUGGAAGCCCGAGAUAUGUCUCUUCAGGUGCUGCGCGGCUGCAUGGCAGAGCUCAACCAAGUGCCAGCAGUGGGGGUAACUCAGCUGGUGAGCGCAAUCAACGCUCUCAUUCAGCCAGUGGUGGCGCAGGAAGGGGAGGACUUGGUGAUGACGGAGCAGCGCAACGGGCUGCGGCAGCAGCUGAGGAACACUCAGGAGCACAAGGCGAGGCUGCAACAGGAAUUGAUGGAAGCCGGAGAUAGCGCCAUGAAGGCGCUACGUGACUGCAUGGGAGCUCUUAGCAAAGUGCAAGCAGAGGGAGUACCGCAGCUGCUAAGCAACAUAAAGAAACACAUCCAGCCGGUGGUGGAGCAGGAGGAUGAGGACUUGGUGGAAGUGAACCCAGAGCCCAAGCUAGGGGAGAGCAUGAAGCUGCUGGUUAAGACAAUCAUUACGUUGCUUGCUGCAACUACCAAGGCCUGA